CUAUCUAGUAAUGAUGAUCGCUGCAACCUUCACCGCUUGUUUUGAAAUAGUUGCAGUCAAGGAUGGUUUCUGAAAGUGCUUCCACUUUCACUUCUCAAAAAGCGAAAGUUGAUGAGUUAAUGAAGGUAGACAUAACAAAAGGAGACUUAUGGUAUAUUCUAUCUCUUAACUGGUGGACAAAGUGGGAAGAAUUUGUGGACUCGGUUUCGAAAAGUGGGAUGGUGGAUGACACUUCGGAAGAAUAUCCUGGAAAAGUUGAUAAUAGUGAUAUUUUAAAUGGUGAAAAGUUAAAGGAAAACUUACUCUUGGAAAACGAUAUAACGUUAGUACCUAAGGAUGUGUGGAAGCUGUUUGUUGAUUUUUAUGGUUGUGUACACACAAAUACUUCAGUCUUUGAACGACGUGCUAUCCAGACUCCAAAGUCGGCAGAAAUAGAAAUAUAUCCACCUCAUUAUUCAUUUUACUUGAAUCCGUUAAAUUCAAGUCCGACGUUCUUGUUCGAAGGAGUAUAUUGUAAAUUCCAGACAAUACGAGAACUUAAACUGUUGGUUGCACAACACCUCAAAACUGCACCUAGUGUAACGAUUCACUUAUCAAUACACAAUGAACAAAAUGAAUUUGAAGAACUGGAGGAUGAAGACGCCACCAUAGAAGAAGCUAACUUGGAGCGUGAAAAAGUUAUUUUUGUUCAGCUGGAACCCAGAAAUGGAAUGCGCAAUGACAUUUACGUAGAUAGUUCACGUGUAAAGUCAAAUGACUCUAUAAGAUUUGGAUCUGAAUCACAGAUGAUAUCUUUACAUGAAUCGGGUCCACCUUUAGUACCAGGAGUUUGUGGUCUCAAUAACUUGGGAAAUACCUGUUUUAUGAAUAGUGCUCUUCAGUGUAUGUCCAAUGUUCCUGCAUUAACCAGUUAUUUCCUAAGUGGCAAGUGGAAGUCAGAACUAAAUAUACGUAAUCCUCUUGGGUCUCAAGGACGAAUCGCUACCGCUUAUGCAGAUCUCAUUAAGCAGCUUUGGUCAGGGACUCGAGCAUAUGCUGUGCCUCGUGAAUUUAAGAUUGAAAUAGCACGUAUUGCUCGUCAAUUUUCUGGAUAUGCUCAGCACGAUACUCAUGAACUACUUGUGUUCUUAUUGGAUGGACUUCAUGAGGAUUUAAAUAGGAUACACUCCAAGCCUUAUAUCGAAGUGAAAGAUUCCGAUGGUAGACCAGAUAUGGAAGUUGCAAAUGAAGCCUGGGAAUAUUACAAGUCACGAAAUGAUUCCAUCAUUGUAGAUCUUUUCCAUGGACAAUUGAAAUCUACUGUGAUUUGUCCUACUUGUCAACGAAAAUCGGUCACUUUUGAUCCAUUUGCUUCAUUAAUUCUACCUAUACAAGAAAUAUAUAAAUAUACGGUACGCGUAUAUGUCUGGCCGUGGAUAUCUAAUCAAUCCCAACUUCUCUUAUUGGAGUUAACACUUUCCACAAUACCUUGCGCUCAAAAUAUUAUUGAGGCAUUAGAACAGGAGCGUGCUCCUCUUCCAGGUUGUCAGUACUAUGUACCAAACAAAUCUGUAGAUCGUUCAAGGUAUGCAUCUCCAAUAGCUUACGAACUGACUGAAGGCUUCCCAAUACCUAUCUUGUGGACAAAUGAUAACAUUGGUCAUGGUGUAAACUUCCCUAUUUAUAUUAGUUUACCUAUAAAUGAUGGUGUUACAGGAAUGACCAUUACUGUCUCGGAAGAUAUACUUAUCAAACACAUUGUCGACCGUUUACAUGCUAUCGGUAUAAACAGUGGGACAACUGCAUCUUCAGUCAGUGAUACAUCAAAGUUAACGAACGAAAAUACCAAUAACUCAGUUGUUUCUUACUCUCUAAGCAACUUUCACAAUAAUUCUCAACCGGAUACAUCACAUACUAACUCCACCGAUCUUUUUGACCAGUCAAAACGAACUACUGAAAAUACAACAGGCAAUUUAGCGUCAUUACUCAAAGGGCGUGUAUGUUUGAAGGAUGCCAGAGGGCAUGAUUGGUUAGCUGAAUCAGAAAAUAGUUUAAUAUCUCUCCCUUGUUCUGACGCCUAUAAUAUCAUUUUGGACUGUCAAGGUUUAGAAAUACGACGUAGACUCAAUGACAUUCGAAGUCAUAUACAACAACAUCCUGUUACGAGACUCAAUCAAACCCUAAAACUGUCAGAUUGUUUCGAACGAUUUACUGAUGUAGAACAAUUAGGCUCAAGAGAUUUAUGGUAUUGUAAUCGUUGCAAAGCAGAAAAGCCAGCUACAAAAAAAUUUGAUUUAUGGAAACUCCCCGAUGUUCUAGUAGUACAGUUGAAACGUUUCCGAUCUCACUUACGAUUCCAUGAUAAAAUUGAUACCCUUCUGGAAUUCCCAUUAACUGGCUUGAAUUUGACUUCACAUGUACUUGAAAAGAAGCCAGAUGAAAAGUUUAUCUAUGACUUAGUAGCUGUGAGUAACCAUAUGGGAUAUUUGGGUGGAGGUCAUUAUACAGCGUUUGCUUUAAAUGCUCAGACUAAUCGGUGGUACUUUUUCGAUGAUUCUUCAACACGAGAAUGUGAUCCUUCCAAAAUUGUUACUAGCGCUGCAUAUGUUUUAGUUUAUGUACGUCGCAAAGUUGGUUGUGUACAAAUGCACAACAUGAUCAACAGUAAUGAUGAAGAACAAGAAGAUUGUACGUCUGAAACCGAUGAAAACGGUCUUUCAAAUGGGGCUUUAUCCUCGCAUUGUAUAACUAAAGAUUGUACACAAAAUGGUCGCACUGGUAAUCUAAGCUCAUCUUCCAAUCCUCAAGAUCAAGAUCUAAUGGAUAUUGAAUAACUACCGUCGCCUUUUCUUUUCUAGUUCCAUUUUCAACCUAACCUCGUCGUUUCAACUUUUGCAGUUACUCAUGAUUUCCUGAGUUUAUUUAUGAUUACCUUGUAUGUUAACCUGUUUAUUUUUUAUGAAUCAAGUGAAGUAAUGACAUUUAGACGUGUCUUCACCAGACGAUAUUAUACAUCCCCUCAUCCCACUCUACUUGUUCUUCACUUAAAAUAAAAUUCUCUAUCUCUGCAGUGACUCGAUUCAGUUUUCAUUCUGGUCACAAAAAUAACAGUUUUUUGUCUCAAUAGAUGUAUAUUCACAAUGCGGUAAAAUAAAUAUGAAUUCUCGUAUCCACUUCUCACUAUAACUGUUAAUUAUUAACAUCACGAUAAGCUACUUUGCUGUUAAAUUGUCAACACAUUAUUCAUAAAUUUAGAAAUUAUUAAAUCUUUACAUCUUCGGAGAGUCGAAUACGCUACACGUAACCAUCAUUCAACUUUUCAUAACCCUAACAUAAAUAAACACAAGAUAUUUACAAUAACCAUGUGUC
This is a messenger RNA of Schistosoma turkestanicum, 3348 nucleotides long. Lineage: Eukaryota; Metazoa; Platyhelminthes; Trematoda; Strigeidida; Schistosomatidae. The record is from the annotation of a GenBank genome assembly.